Messenger RNA from Cornus florida, 4930 nucleotides. Its product is annotated as ankyrin repeat-containing protein ITN1-like. Gene Ontology annotation, molecular function: protein binding. Bases 1936 to 2796 code for a protein of 286 amino acids. Lineage: Eukaryota; Viridiplantae; Streptophyta; Magnoliopsida; Cornales; Cornaceae. The transcript has 6 exons. The record is from RefSeq and is a predicted model, not a curated record.
UCAUAUCAACCUUUACGAAUAAGGGGGUUUCAACCCAAAAUGUUAUGAAAGGCGGGGUUGUAUUUAUAUAUGUGUGAAACGUCUCGAAUUGUUUUCUUUCUUUCGAGUCGUGUAUCAUUGCUAAAGGAAUUCAUCGUUGUCGAAUGAGCUCCAGACAACUCCAUCACGAACUCAGCGAAACCCUAUCAUCCAUUCUUGAUUGUGAGCGAAACCCUAGUUAUUUGAUUUGUGAAUAUUUGAGGAUUUUUGGUGUGAAAGAAAGAAAUCCAUAAAAUUCAAACUUGAAUCUUCAACAACAUCAUCAUCAUCAUAAUGGUCACUUGUCUCUUUUCAAGUUCACGAAGGCGUAGUUGGAUAUCUGUGUUGAGGGACAAACGCAGCCUCGAGCUGCCGGAAAAAGCAACGAAGGCAGCAAAUUGGGAUCGGAAAAUCUCUCGGCAACUUCAACAGACGCCGGUGAGAGUGCUGGGAACAUGAAGGCACAUGUUUAAUCCUAGAAUCAGCUUCAUUUUCUUCCGAAUUAUGUUCGAUAUAAACUUUCUAGAGGGAGAAAAUAAGCAUUCAAAUCUUCGAUUGCUCUGAAUCCAACACAAGAUACGAAUUCCAAACGCUCGUUUUUUGCUCUCUCUAGCUCUGCACCCAACGAUCCGUUUGGCAAUCAAAGAUAUCCGAACCAAGGUGUGUGCUUGUGAACAAUAUUUGUGGAUUUUUGGUGUGAAAGAAAGAAAUCCAUAGAGUUCAAUCUUGAAUCUUCAACAACAUCAUCAUCAUCAGAAUGGUCACUUGUCUCUUUUCAAGUUCACAAUUUUUUUCGAUGCAGAGGCAUAUUGGGAUAAGCUCCUGCUAUGUUAAAGAGGCCAUUCCAAUUUUGCUAUAUACUGUGCUGAUCUUUUUCUGUAUUCUUUCUUAUAGCUGUUUAUAUAAUUAGGACAGAUUGGUUCUCUUAUUAAUCCAUCAGAAUUAUAAUAUAAUAACAGUGAUGGCCCUAAUACUAGUGUAACUUAGGUGGGUUAAUUACCUAGUUAUAUAUCAUAAUCAUUUUUGUCAUCGCGGUACUAAGUGGUUUACCUUGGUCUCAGUGGUUUUUCUACAUCCUAAAAAGUAAUCCCUCAUUCAUCCUCAUUUAUUUGGAACUUUCAUUUAAAUUUAAUUUUUUUUAUUAAAUUUUUUUUCGAACAGGGAUUUAUUGACAAGUUUAGUUUGUUGAUAUUUUUGAUGUUCUAACAAAGUAUUGCCGGAGAUUUGUGUCUUUAUCUACUUCAGUGCAGUUCAAGGUAAUGGACUUAGGGUUGCGUCUUGAAUAAGCUUGUGAGUCAAUUGGAAAGAUAGCUUUUAUGUGUAUGAUAUAAAAAUGAAGUUUCUUUGUUAUAAUUUUAGUGGUAUAUUUUUUAAUUAUUGUCUUGCAACUAUUUGAAGCCAAUGUUAAUGUGGUAGACAAAAAUUUGAAGCUAAUGUUAAUGAUAAUAAAGAUUCAAAUAGCAUUGACAAAAGUGGAAAUAAACAAAAAAAGGACACUGUAUUCACAACGCAGAAAAAUUUAGUCACAUACAUGAAGCAUGCUGCCUGAUGCAUUUACUAGCUUAAUUUAUUACUUUUGAUAACUUAUCAAAAAAAAAAAUUAAUUUAUUACUUUUGAUAAAGAUCUCAAAUUCUUUGCUUGCUUCAUCUAACAGAAUAAUGCUUACACUAGCUUUUAUUAAUUUAUUACAUUUGAUAAAGCUCUCAAAUACUUUGCUUGCUUCAUGUAAGUGAAUAAUGCUUACACUCCAUCUCUAUAUAGCAGUUUAGAGAGGGAGAGACUCUACAUUCCAGCUCUAGUACUAUCUGAUAUUGGGAUUGAUUGACUAGAGCUAAACACAUCUACUCCACCGUGUUAGAGAUUCUCUAAAACUUUCACACCCCUAAUCUCCCCUUGUCCUUCCAUUAAUAUUAUUAAUGGCUUCCUCAAAGUCUGCGUCAUUUGUAAAGUACCCAUAUCCGGAAGAGGUUAAUGUGAGGGACUUUGUUCCUGUCAUCCUCUCUAAACAAAACUAUUUUGUGUGGAAAAAGCUGAUGCUUCGUCUUUUUGAGAGUCAAGGCUUGGUUGGUUUCUUCAAUGGCAAAGUUCCGGCACCACUUGAAAGGAUCACAGUACCAAAUAGUGAUAUUAUCUCGAAGGAGAUGGAGAACAAGGAUUACCAGGAUUGGAAAAGAUCAGACGCGCUGUUACAAAGAUGGGUUUUAGCGACGAUCAGUGAAGAUGUUCUUCCAAAUAUGGUUUGCUUGAAAACUGCUAAAGAUAUUUGGUCAAAGUUAAUUUCCCUGCAUGAAAGAAAAAUAGAGUACCCAUUCCCAGCAGAGAUCAAUGUGAGGGACUUUGUUCCCAUCAAGCUCUCUGUAGAUAACUCUUCUACGUGGCAAAAGUUGAUGCUUCGUCUUAUUGAGAGUCAAGGCUUGGUCGGUUUCAUCAACGGGCAGGUUUCACAACCAGUUAAAAGGAUCAUGGUACCAGAUGAUGGUGGUAAUUGCUCUACCAACGUGACAACGGAGAUAGAGAAUGAGGAUUACAAGGCCUGGAAAAAAACUGAUGCCCUGCUGCAGAGCUGGAUUUUAGGGACGAUCCUUGAAGAUGAUAUUGAGCUUGUGUUAGAUUACGAAACCACAAAAGAAAUAUGGGAAAUGAUCAACUGGAACUUCAAUCCUGACUCCUCUGGUGAAAGUAACACUGAAACAGAAGAAGAUCCAACUAGUCAAUACUUGCCGCUGCACAAAGCUGCAUUGACAGGUGACUGGGAGGCUGCCAAAGAAUCUAUUUAAAAAAAUCCAGGUGCUGAGAGAGCCUUCAUCACGAGAACCAAAGAAACAGCACUCAUGAUAGCAAUUAGAUCUGCGCGGGGAAACCAUUUUGUGAAGAAACUCUUGGAGUUCCUGGCACCAGAGGAUUUGGGUCUACGUGAUAAUGGUGGCAUGACAGCUCUACAUCAUGCUGCAAUAGCCGGCAACACUGAGGCAGCCAAGUUCUUAGUGGACAAGAACCCAGACCUGCCCAAUUAUUGUAGCAAUAAUGAUGUGUCACCUCUCCUCCAAGCUGCUACAUUCUGCCGAAGAAAGAUGGUUGUUUACUUGUUGGACGUUACUAAGACAGAUAUUACACCCAAACUAUUUGAGGGUAUAAAUGGUGCUAAACUUGUCAAAGAUCUGAUACUUAGUGGUCUUUAUGACAUUGCUCUACUAUUAAUUCGGUGCUACCCCGAACUGGCAUGGGUGCGACCUUAUUCGGCCCUGACAAUAAUUGCUUCCAAAAGUUCUUCUGCGUUUAAAAGUGGAGCACACUUAAACUGGUGGCAAAACUUACUAUACUCUUGAAGUAGAAAAACAUUCAAUUACCAAGGAAAGGACUAUAUCCGGAACAGUAUAUACUGAGACACAUGAGGAGUUGGUCAAAGAAGGAGAGAAAUGGAUGAAAGACACAGCUACCUCAUGCACAAUUAUAGCAGCUCUUGUUGCUACUGUAGUGUUUGCAGCUGCCAUUACAGUACCAGGUGGAGAUGAUGACAAAAGUGGCAUUCCAAUUCUCUUCCAAGAUAAAUCCUUCAUACUCUUUGUCGUAUCAGAUGCGCUUGCUCUUUUCUCAUCUGUUUCUUCUGUACUAAUGUUCUUAUCCAUCCUCACUUUGCGUUAUUCAAUAAUUGAUUUUCUCGACACCUUACCCAACAGGUUAAUUAUUGGUCUCCUAUCCCUAUUUAUCUCCAUAAUAUCCAUGAUGAUAGCCUUCGGCGCCACACUCUUCCUUAUUUUUGGACAUAAGAUAACAUGAAUUCUUUUUCCUAUUAUUGCAUUUUCCUGUAUACCUGUGACUUUGUUUGUGUACUCGCAAUUUCCUCUCCUGUUGGACAUGAUCAAAUCCACUUAUGGCUCCAACAUUUUUUGUAAGCAGAGUGAUCGUAUCCUUUUUUAGAUCUGUAAGUUGAGACGGUAAAAAAACAUGAACUUGUGUAUCAUUUGCAAUCUUUGAAUCCUUGAAUGAAUGAACUAAAUUUUCUUUUUUUUGAGCUUUCACAUAUAGUUUUGUUUUCUUCUUUUCUGUGUGUCGUUUCGUGAUUGGCCGGGACCAUUUAAUAUUUUUAUUCACAUUCACAACACGAGUGGUCAGGACCACGUAUGAGGUGGUGGUUCCGGACCACCUAAUAAUUCUCUCGACGAGGGAACUUUAUUAUCUCAAUAAAAGGUAUGUCACCCUAAGCAAACAGACAGCACUUAACCACUAAAAAAAGUAUGUAUUUUCUUUGCAUCAAUGCCCACUUAUAAUAUUCCACUGCCUUUCAACAAAUUGAUCAGAAGGAAUCACCAGUCACUAAAUAGUGGCCGGGAUCAGCAGAUUAUAGGGUUUUCUUGGUUCUAUAUUAAGGGACCCUGUGGUAGCCUCAGUAUGCACCAAAAAACCAAGACAAAGUUGCGCCUUUUGGUCAGGUUUUUUUAUACUUUAUUGUGUUGCUAUAUAGAAAUGGCUGCUGAUCAGACAGACCUUAAGAAGCUUGGGUUGCAAGAGUUUGCACUAGAGAGGAGGCCUCCUGCCGAUCCUAAGAGAUCGGAUCUGAGACCGACGUUUGCAAUACCGGCUGAUUUUCAUGCUCGAGAGGGGAGGCCUCCUGCUGAUCCUAAAAGAUCUGAGAUGAAGGAAUAUCGGUGUCUUAGCCAUGGUAUGGUGGUGACCAAAGAGGCUAUUAGGAAGUACGAGGCGCCAAAAUUGUAUGGCGGGGCUCUAAUUAAGGAAUAUCGCAAAAGAAAAAAUCCUCACUUGAAGUAGAGACUAGAGUUCACCUGUAUCUAUCUAUCUAUCUAUUAUGCUCCUCUUGCAUUAUGGAGUAGAGUUCACUUGUAGUAUAUAUUAUGCAUGCUUCCUUAUUAAUAAGGUUUACUAGUAUAUGUAUCUUGAUCCAGCUUUGUUAUA